This is a messenger RNA of Salvelinus fontinalis (brook trout), 6850 nucleotides long. RefSeq lists its product as uncharacterized. Gene Ontology annotation, cellular component: membrane. The coding region runs from base 569 to 2395 and encodes 608 amino acids. Gene Ontology annotation, biological process: sodium ion transmembrane transport. The record is from RefSeq and is a predicted model, not a curated record. The transcript is spliced from 13 exons. NCBI's taxonomy places the organism in Eukaryota, Metazoa, Chordata, Actinopteri, Salmoniformes, Salmonidae.
GCACAACAAGGGCUUCGCUAGGAAACUACGGCACGUAGGGGCGGGUUCCCGAUUUUUUUUUAUGACGGUACAUAAGCAGGUAGAAUGACAUUUUUUAGGUCAAUGUUUCGGUGGGUUCAUUGAGAUAUAAUAAGAACGGGUAGGUUACCGGGAGUUUAGUGCAUAUUAUCCUGCAUGUGAAUUGAUGGUAAAUCGGGGCAUUAGUUGUGAUAUGUCAGGCAGUCGUCGAAUGAGGUGUCAUCUGAUGCCUACAGUAAGAUAGCGCACGUUGUAGGCUAAAGCUAGUAUACCAAUAUAAUUGUGUUUCAUAAGGGAAUUGAGUUGUCCAGAUUGUCUGUAGCCUAUUUGGUUUAGACAUUUUAGUCGUGCGGCUAUUAUAUAUUUCCUGCUAUAGGCUUUGUUCAUAAUAUUCAGUAUUAUCCUACUGAUUUAUUCUGUUAUAAAGAUUCUCGUCACAUUUAGCCUAUUGAUUAAGCUUAACAUUCGACUGUUAUCUGUUAGUAAGUGGCAUAAUAGCCCAUAACUUAAUUGAAAUUGUUGGUGAGAGUUAAGACUAUUACACUUUACAAUGGGAGUGGGGUCCGAAAAGACAUCAUCCACCACCAAGGCGGUCUUCAAAGAGGAGACUGCUAUUGCUUUGAAAGCACCCUUAAACGUAGAUGCUAUGUUAUCAAAGAAAGUGGGGCACGCGACAGCAGAAAGAGCCACCUGGGGUUGCCGCAUUGAGUUCGUCCUCGCGUCAGUGGGGUACGCGGUGGGACUUGGGAACGUGUGGCGCUUUCCAUACCUCUGCUACAGGAGCGGUGGAGGUGCCUUUCUCAUUCCUUACUUUCUGAUGCUGUUUCUGUGUGGCAUCCCCCUUCUCUUCAUGGAGUUUGCUAUUGGGCAGUACACCCGUCUGGGACCGGUGCAUGCUCUAGCCACAAUCUGCCCCUUGUUCAAAGGUGUGGGCAUUGCCACAGUUGUGAUCUCCUUUGUGCUCUGCACCUACUACAACGUUCUUAUGAGCUGGGCGCUCUACUACUUCUUCAACUCAUUCCGAGCCAUCCUCCCCUGGCAGACCUGCAACAACACCUGGAAUGCCGUGGGUAACUGCUCCAGCGGUUUCCCUGGAAAUGCCACCCACCUGCAAUCAGCCAGUCAGCAGUACUUUGAUCACAGGCUUCUGGAGAUAACCAACGGUAUUGAGGAUGCAGGAGGACUACGCUGGGAGCUGUUUGGCAUCCUCAUCCUGGCCUGGGUCAUUGUCUACUUGUGCAUCUUUAAAGGCGUCAAAUCCACUGGCAAGGUUGUUUAUUUCACAGCCACGUUCCCAUACUUCAUUCUGUUGGCCUUGCUCAUCAACAAUGUCCAGCUUCCCGGGGCCAAGAAUGGGAUGCUCUACUUCCUGAAGCCAAAGUGGAGCAAGCUGCUUGAAGUUCAGGUGUGGGUUAACGCUGCAGCCCAGGUAUUCAACUCCAUUGGAAUUGGAUUUGGCUCCAUGAUCUCCAUGGCCAGUUACAACAAGUUCAACAAUAACAUCCUUAGGGACACAUUGAUUGUCUCUUUAGCUAACUCGGCCACCAGUAUCCUGGCUGGCUUUGUGAUAUUCUCAGCAAUCGGCUACAUGGCUCAUAUCCACAACCUCCCAGUGGACAACAUCGCCACAGAUGGUCCUGGCUUGGUGUUUGUGGUGUAUCCAGAGGUCUUCUCCACUAUGCCUCUGCCACAGUUGUGGGCUCCUCUGUUCUUCUUCAUGCUUCUCUGCCUGGGACUGGACAGCCAGUUUGCCAUGGUGGAGGUGGCGGUGACGUCCAUAAUAGACGGCUUCGGCCCUAGGGUGCUGCGUGUCCUUAAGAGACAGGAGGUCAUCGUUCUGGCCGUCUGUGUUAUGGGCUUCCUUCUAGGCAUUCCUCACAUCACUAAGGGGGGCAUGUAUGUGUUCCAGCUUAUGGACCACUACACUGCUGUGGUGUCGCUCAUGUUCUUGUCCUUCUUUGAAGUCAUCGCUGUCUGCUGGGUUUUCGGACUGCGACGGAUUACCAUCAUGAUCAAGAGAAUGUUGGGAAAGGCUCCCAACAUCUAUUUCCGCUCCUGCUGGAUGGUCUUCUCCCCUGUGCUGGUCCUGUGCAUUCUGAUCUCCAGCAUCAUCCAGUACACGCCAGCUCGCUAUGGGAAGUCAUACACAUACCCUGUCUGGGCAGAGGUGGUGGGCUGGGGAAUCUCCCUGGUCUCCAUCGUGUGGAUCCCUCUGGGAGCCCUGCAAGAGAUCUGCAGAAAUAAGGGCUCACUGCUGCAGAGAAUAAAAACAGCUGUGACUCCUACAAUAGAGUUGGAUCCUGUCAACCAUCUGCCAGAGGAGCAGAGCGAAGACACACCGGAGUCUGUUUCCUUGUUUAUCAUCACUCCUCUGUAAACACAGCCAGUAUGUCUAAGUGUUUGCGUGCGUGAGUCAGUGUGACUGUGAGUGUUCUAUUGGGAUGGGGAGGUGUGGGUUGUUAGGUAGUUUAGAGUUUAUGUAAAUAGCUUUUUUAUGUAUUUUACCCUUGUCCCUCUGGUAAUCUCUUCAACCAACUCCUCUCCCCCUGGACAUAACAUAUUUUGUCUCCGAAUUUGAUUUUGAAUUCCAUGACCUCAAUGGUCCAGAUAGAUCUUUGGCUGAGUAACUCUUUGAACCAACAUCGCCAUCUUGUGGCUGUUUCAAAGUUUUUAUUCACACCGUGAGGUUCAUUUGAGGCUCAUGUGAAUAGUGAACUCAGCGAUUGACUGAACAACCACCAGGCUGGUCUAAUAUAGGAACAUGCAUAUGAUAUUUAUUCCUCUCCUAGAAAGAUAAUAUGCAAUUAGAUGUAUGGCGGUUAUAUGUUGUGCCUUUUACUGAUAACUAAGGAGAGGAAGCACUGCAGUGUUGCCAUGACCAGUGGUGUAAAGUAUUUCAGUAAAAAUACUUACGUUUUGUUUUUUGGGUAUAUGUGCUUUACUUUACUUUGACAAAUUUUACUUUUACUUCAGUACAUUCCUAAAGAAAAUGAUGUACUUUUUACUCCAUACAUUUUCCCUGACACCCAAAAGGUCUCGUUACAUUUUGAAUACAGUACAUAGCAGGACAGGAAAAUGGUCUUGUUCACACACUUAUCAAGAGAACAUCCCUGGUCAUCCUUACUGCCUCUGAUCUGGCGGACUCACUAAACACAUGCUUCAUUUGCAAAUUAUGUGUUGAUGCGUGCCCCUGGCUAUCUGUAAAUUAAAAUUAAAAUUAAAAAGAAAUUGGUGCCAUCUGGUUUGCUUAAUAUAAGGAAUUUUUAAUUAUUUAUACUUUUACUUUAAAUUUUGAUACUUAAGUAUUUUUUAACAAUUACAUUUACUUUUGAUGCUUAAGUAUAUUUAAAACCAAAUACUUUUAGAUGUUUAUUCAAGUAGGAUUUUACUAGGUGACUUUAACUUGAGUCAUUUUCUAUUAAGGUAUCUUUACUUUUACUCAAGUAUGACAAUUGUGUACUUUUUCCACCAGUGGCCAUGACAUCUGUUAGUGGGGAAAGUCCAGGGUUCUGUCAUUAUUCAUCUGCUUUAUUACACUUGAAUGGACAUGGUAUCAUUGAAGUCUUAAGGGUUCUGGUUGGAGUUUUCUAUUUGAAUUGCUCUGCCACAGUCUGGGCCUUUGUCGUAUGUCAUGUUUGUUUGCAACAAUGACAAUUGGAGCUCAGCAUUACCAGGUGUGCCUUUAGUCAUUAAAAGAUCCAAUGACAUUGGAAGUGGCAUUGGACUAUACGACUGAAUUUACAAUGGGGUCUCUUUGGAGGGGUCACAGAAAUAUAUAGACGGGUGGGUUGUUUAGCAACAAAACCAAUGCAUGCGCAACUGUGGAGCAAAACAGUCAGGUUGACUUAGAAUCAAAGGAUUGUUGACAACAUGUCAACUAUAUUUCCUCUCCAAAUCUUUAUUGAAAACAUAAAUACAUUUGCACAAUGAGCACUUGUUGUCUCUCAAAUACAUUGUUACAUUUGUAAUUUUAGCCAUAUUAGCAUAGACGUGACAAGAGUAAAACACCUCAAAAUAAGAUAUGGUAUCAAUACACAAGGAUCUAAAACGAGCUUCUUGUCAUUGUUGCUAGCUAUCUGACCGUCCAAAAUCAUAACAACACACAGACUUCUGCCCCAUCGACACGCGUGUGUAAUUUGUGACGUUGUCAUCUAACCUAUUUAUAAGAUCAAUUUGGUAUAGUGACUAAGUGUAGAUAACUUUGCCACUGGCCUUGUGCCCUGUAUCAACAUUUUUCAUUUUUUUGCAUGAUCAAUAUUUGAUGAAGAUACCCCCCAAAAAAUAUCAUAGAGUAUAUCACCAACCCAGGUUGAGUAUAAUUUACAAAUGCACAAAAUAUAUAUUUUAGAGGCGUGUUUACUCUCUUUUGAUAUAAAACAAGAUCCUAUUCAGUUUAGUGAGCUGUUAAGAGUGUAUUUUGUGCAUGUUUGUUUGACAAACGGCAUUUUGUUUUCACAAAUUACAGUGAGUAAAUGUGGGAAGGUGUUUCACCUGUGCUGGCCCAGGUGCCAGUGGUCUUGAAAGACGUAAAGGUUUAACACCUCUAAUUUGGGCUCCUUAGUUGAGUUCGAGACGAACAAUACUUUAUCUGAUCUUACCUGUUUUUUUGUUUUGCUCCACCUUUUUGGUUUGUGUCCUGUCUUUAAGUUUGGUGGGUUUUUCUUUUUGCUUGCCUCUUCUUGGGCAAAUUUAGUGGGCACUUAUGAUGGAUGGACAGUGGACACCCCCAUGGACAGUGGACACCCCCAUGAGUGUCUUUCAGAAACGACUCCUAAAAUCCCACCUGUUUUGGUUGUUGUCAAUGACUCUUUGUAAGUUCCCGCUUCUGUUUGAGCGACAUUAUUUGGUUUUCUUUCUGGGGAAUGUAAAAGUAUACUUUCUCUCUGGAUGGUUUUCUUUUAUAGAUAAGGAUUUCACCUGGAUUCCUUGUUCCUUAUACUCUAGCAAUGGUGUCGGAUCAGAGAUUAGUAGACAUAAUGUUGAAAACAUGUUGAAUCUUUGUUAUAUUGGCAUCUCAAAAUAUUUUAGUUUUAGGUUUCUGCUGCUUAUUCUUUUUAAUUGUUCUCAUGUACCUUACAAUUAGACCAAAUAUUUACAUGUAUUUUAAAAUGUAGUUGUUUUUGUAUCAAGCAAAAGGGUUUAUGGAAUAACAAACACUAUUUCUGCAUUAACUCUGUGAUGCCUUUUAAUGGUAUAAAUCAGGGGUGUCAAACUCAUUUCGCAUCGUGGGCCACAUACGGCCUAGGGAGAUGUCAAGUGGGCCGGACCAUUAAAAUUAUACCAUACUCUGCUAUAAAUAACCAAAAUAUCAUGUCUUUCCUUUGUUUUGGUGUAAAGAAGCACAAGAACAUUAGGAAAAUAUUGAAAUUUAAUGAACUAUCUUUUUACAAAACAUUUCAUGAAACACCUCAUAUUUCCUUAGACAAAUGUGCAAUUUACUUUUAUCAUUCACAAAUAUGCAUUGCAACUGAUCCCACUGAUUGUACAAAGGCACAAAACUUUAAUUGGUACUGAAAAAUAUAGUAAUGCACUUUAAGAUUAAAUGAGACUUUUAAAGAAAGGAAUUUUUAAACCACUUACACAUACGCAUAUAAAAUCUAAAUGUAAUCCCUGCGUACACCUUACAAACUAAGGAGAGUGAUUUUAAAUGUGUAAUGAAGAAAGUGUUCGCCUGUCCUGUAAAUCUGUAAACUUCAUACAUGAAACAUACAUACACAUACAAUACAUACUGAAAAUUUAUGGAGUUGUAUGAACAGUAGAAUUCCAUCACACAACUGUUGUUUUGAAGCUGCUGACUAACAUUAAAGUGCACAUUUUUUAAAUCACCACAGUAAGGAUUCAUCUUCACAGAGCUGUAUUCUUUGAAUGCAAACAGUAUCUAAGGCAGCAUUUUAAAGGUGUUAGUCUAGUCUGGACUUGUAUUUGUUCCUGAAACUUGGCAUCUUUUGGCCUGUACAAGUGCAUCAACACCAGGUGUCAUGUCCUGACUAGCUGUCACUUUCAGAAUGUCAUUUAAGUGCUUGUUUGUGAGCCUUGAACGCAUUUUUGUUUUAUUGAUUUUCAUCACUGAGAAAAUUUGUUGACUUGCCCCUGGCUUCUCGGCUCUGGAUGAAAGUUGACUGUUGUUUCCUCAGACCCGCCAGCAAUUCGUUAAUCUUAUCUCUUCUCAGUUGUCCUUGCAAGCCGUCAUAUUUUUCGCUGUGAUGAGUCUCGUAGUGGCGUCGAAUAUUAUAUUCCUUCAAUACCGAAACUUGUUGCAAACACACCAAGCACGAAGGUUUUCCGUGCAUCUCUGUAAAUAAAUAGGACGUGGUCCAUUUUUCUUUGAAAAUUCUACACUCCUUAUCUACUUUUCUCCGUUUGGAUAACGACAUUUUGGCUAAUGAGGGUGUAGCGGAGAGGUAGAGACCAAGGUAUUAACAACGUCGUAACAAGCAGCAGAUGGCGCAUUGAUACCGUCUGCUGUUUUCAGUCUGUCUCAGUGAUGCGGCUUGUCUUCUACUCUGAUGGAAAGAGUGCGCCCCUUAGCGGAUAAUCCAUGAAUUGCAGCGAAUUAAAAAUAUUAAUUCCAUGUCUUUUAUGCAUUUUUUCCACUUUCAAAUUAUCCUGCGGGCCUGAUCGAACCUCCUUGGGGGCCGGUUCCGGCCCGCGGGCCGUAUGUUUGACACCCCUGGUAUAAAUGUUUAUGCUCAUUAUGCUUUUGAGAUAGCAACUGUCUCCUUUUGAAAUUUUACACAAGUUUGAUUUGUUUCUUUCUUACUCUCUUAAAAAAAAUCUGAAACGUGUUUAUUGUACAGUGGUAUGUGUCAAUAAAGAACAUUAUUGCCAAAUA